This is a messenger RNA of Limanda limanda (common dab), 3130 nucleotides long. Its product is annotated as calpain-1 catalytic subunit-like. The coding region runs from base 89 to 2203 and encodes 704 amino acids. Gene Ontology annotation, cellular component: cytoplasm. The record is from RefSeq and is a predicted model, not a curated record. Gene Ontology annotation, molecular function: calcium-dependent cysteine-type endopeptidase activity; calcium ion binding. The transcript is spliced from 22 exons. Lineage: Eukaryota; Metazoa; Chordata; Actinopteri; Pleuronectiformes; Pleuronectidae. Gene Ontology annotation, biological process: proteolysis.
GAGCCUCUACCCCCCCUCUGACAGAUUUGCACGAUUGUCCCCCCACGAGUGUUCCUGUGGAGCUUUGAGUUGUCCUUUAAAGCGGUGCAUGAAUCCAGCUGGAGGGAUAUCUGCUACGAUAUACGCCGACAGGCUCCGCGCAGAAGGCAUGGGCUCCAAAGAGCAGGCGGUGAACUUGAACAACCAGGACUAUGAGGCGCUGAAGCAGGAGUGCGUGGAGUCGGGCGGCCUCUUCGAAGACCCCUACUUCCCUGCCGAGCCUCCAUCCCUGGGCUUCAAGGAGCUCGCCCCCUAUACCUCCAAAACUAGAGAUGUGGAGUGGAUCAGACCCACGGAACUGACCGAGGACCCUCAGUUCAUUGUGGGUGGUGCCACCAGGACAGACAUCUGUCAGGGAGCGCUCGGUGACUGCUGGCUCUUAGCAGCCAUCGCCUCUCUCACCCUCAAUGAGAGGCUUCUUCAUCGGGUGGUCCCUCACGGACAGUCGUUCCAAGAUGACUACGCUGGAAUCUUCCACUUUCAGUUCUGGCAGUUCGGCGAGUGGGUGGACAUCGUGAUUGAUGACAGGCUGCCUGUCAAAGACGGCGAGCUUAUGUUUGUCCACUCUGCAGAGGGCAAUGAAUUCUGGAGUGCACUCCUGGAGAAGGCUUAUGCUAAGCUGAACGGCUCCUAUGAGGCUCUGUCCGGAGGAAGCACCAUUGAGGGCUUUGAGGACUUCACGGGCGGCGUGUCCGAGAUGUACGAGCUACGUAAGGCUCCCAAAGAUCUGUACAGGAUCAUCGGCAAAGCGCUGGAGAGAGGCUCUCUGCUGGGCUGCUCCAUCGAUAUCUCCAGUGCCUUCGACAUGGAGGCUGUUACAUUCAAGAAGCUCGUGAAGGGCCACGCCUACUCACUCACUGCACUGAAGGAGGUCGAUUUCCGUGGCAACUUGACGCGCCUUAUCCGAGUGCGUAACCCUUGGGGCCAGGUGGAGUGGACUGGAGCCUGGAGUGACAAUUCGCCUGAAUGGGAUGAGAUCGACCCUUCUGAACGAGAGGACUUGCAUCUUAAGAUGGAAGACGGGGAGUUUUGGAUGUCCUUCAGUGAAUUCACAAGGCAGUUUUCUCGCCUUGAGAUCUGUAACCUGACUGCUGAUGCGCUGAGCGAGGACAGUGUCAGCCACUGGAACACCAUCAAGUUCCACGGCGCCUGGAGAAAAGGAAGCUCCGCUGGAGGCUGCAGGAACCACCCCAACACGUUUUGGAUCAACCCUCAGUAUAAGAUCACGCUGCUGGAGGAAGACGAUGACCCCGAGGAUGAUGAGGUGGCGUGCAGUUUUUUAGUAGCUCUCAUGCAGAAGGACCGCCGCAGACAUCGGCGCCAAGGUCAGGACAUGCACACCAUUGGCUUUGCUCUCUAUGAGAUACCAGAAGAGUACAGGGGCUGCCAGAAUGUCCACUUGAAGAAAAACUUCUUUUUGAGCAUGUCGUCGUGCGCACGCUCAGAGACCUUCAUCAACCUGAGAGAGGUGAGCACGCGGCUGCGUCUGCCCCCGGGAGAGUACCUCAUCGUCCCCUCCACCUUUGACCCUGGCCAAGAGGCCGACUUUGUCCUCAGGGUCUUCACUGAGAAGCAAUCUGAAACUGAAGAACUGGAUGAUGAAGUCUCAGCUGAAUUGGAAGAUGAAGAGGAAAUCUCUGAAGACGACAUUGAUGACUCCUUUAAGUCCAUGUUUGCUCAGCUAGCAGGGGAGGAUAUGGAGAUUUCCAUUCGUGAGCUUCGGACCAUCCUGAACAGAGUUGUCUCCCGGCACAAGGACCUGAAGACUGAUGGCUUCAGUGUAGAAUCAUGCAGGACCAUGGUCAAUCUAAUGGAUAAAGAUGGCAGUGCCCGUUUGGGACUGGUGGAGUUUCAAAUCCUCUGGAACAAGAUCCGGAAAUGGCUGCUGAUUUUUAGACAGUUCGACCUCGACAAGUCUGGGGCCAUGAGCUCCUAUGAGAUGCGUCUUGCUGUGGAGGCAGCAGGUUUUAAAUUGAACAACAGACUGAACCAGGUCUUGGUCGCCCGGUACGCAGAGAACGAGAUGGUUGACUUUGACAACUUCAUCUGCUGCUUGGUCAAACUUGAAGCCAUGUUUAGAUCUUACAAGCAAUUUGACCAAGAAGGAUCAGGAGUUGCUGAGAUGAACGUCACAGAGUGGCUUUUCCUGACAAUGUGUGGAUGAGGAGGAGACUGUACUGGAAGAAUAGUGUAAAGGUACAGACCACCACGAACCGGGACCCUGAAGACCCCUCAGCCUUAGUGACCUGCUGAUCAUUUAACACAUCCCACCUCAGCAUCUGAAGUAGCAAAAAAAAUGCUGUGUAACAAAUAACCAAAGUGGAACCAAGACGCGUAUCCCGGCUGAAUUUAAGAAACUAUGCAAGCCUACAGUAUAAAGCAUUCACUGUGCUACAUAAACUGUCUUCUCGAUAAAACAGCAUGAGUUUGUGCAUGACAAAAAUCACUAGCUGUGAUGUGCACUGUAGCAGAUGAUUUUACAGUGCUACAUUUUAGUUUUGUUGUCUGUAUGAAUUAACUGACAUACUAACAUUUGGACUUAUGACAUCCCACUGAAGCAGGUUAAAAAUAAUAAGAUGUUGUGCUUUAAAAAGUGAAGUCUUAUAGUUUUGCUCAUUCAUUUUCGUUUUCAUUUUUUAAUCACUGAAAUAUUUGAAACGGGAAAUUCUCACCUCAGUGAAGAGUUGGUAGUUUUAAUCUUGCACCAGUAGGUGGCAGUAUAGGCCUGGAUCUGAUGUCAUUGAAGUUUUGUAUUAAUUAUUAAUAUUAUUAGUAUUUUUGGCAUUGAUACUGAAGUUUAGCCUGUUUAUAUUUUACACCAGUCUUCUUCAGUUGACAUUAAAUGUCAAGCAGUUAAAUUGAGUUGUUUUAUUUUGCACUUGGAUUUUAGUAAGCGGUUUAGUGAAGUUGCCUCACAUUGAGAAAUAAUGUAUUAGUUCAAUCAAUUGACAUAUGCAGGGAUCACAUGAUACUGAAUGCCUUAUACACAACACCAUGAUGUUGUUAACAGCUAUUAAAGAUGUGCCAGUCAUAUGUUUUGUGUUGUGAAUGUAUGUUGUGCCUUCAAUAAAUAUUGCCCUCGUAGUUAUAA